Zingiber officinale is the source of this 4070-nucleotide messenger RNA. Its product is annotated as peroxisome biogenesis protein 1-like. The transcript has 17 exons. Gene Ontology annotation, cellular component: cytosol; peroxisome; peroxisomal membrane. The record is from RefSeq and is a predicted model, not a curated record. Gene Ontology annotation, molecular function: ATP binding; ATP hydrolysis activity. Gene Ontology annotation, biological process: protein import into peroxisome matrix. Bases 94 to 3495 code for a protein of 1133 amino acids. Lineage: Eukaryota; Viridiplantae; Streptophyta; Magnoliopsida; Zingiberales; Zingiberaceae.
UUGAGGCUCUUUCCUUCGCUGAUAGAUUGACUCGCAAUUGGGAGUUCGAGGGAGAGAGAGGCACGCGAGCGAGAGCGGAAUCGAUCCGAUCCGAUGGAAUUCGAGGUGCGGGCGGUUGGCGGGAUUGAGAGCUGCUUCGUCUCGCUCCCUCUUUCUCUUAUCCAAACUCUCGAGAAUACGAGAGGCGGGUUCCUUCCACCGGUGCUCGCUCUCCAACUCCGAGCCUGCUCUGGAGGAGGUUGUUGGAACGUCGGAUGGUCCGGCUCCGCCUCCAAGACCGCUGCAAUCGAGGUCGAUCAACUAUUGGCUGAAUGCAUUUCUUUACCGGAUCAUACUAGAGUGCAGAUCAAAGCCAUUGCUAACCUACCAAAAGCUGACUUCGUCAAUAUAGAGCCAAGCAGUGAGGAUGACUGGGAGAUUUUGGAGCUAAACUCAGAACUUGCUGAAGAAGCUAUUUUGAAACAAGUUGGCGUUGUCCAUGAAGGGAUGAAAUUUCCUUUAUGGUUACAUGGCCAUGUUAUGGUGGAAUUAGUUGUGGUCUCUACUUCUCCUAGGGAAUCGGUAGUUCAACUUGUGCCUGGUACAGAAGUUGUUGUUGAACCAAAGAGACGGAAAAAUGAAGUGCUUACACACCAGAGUGUUCAAAAGCAAAAUUCAAGAAAAGAACUAAGGAUGAAGGCACUCUUACGUGUGCAGGCUGAAAAAAGGAAAUAUGUGCAUAAAAUUGAGUUCAAAGAUAUUGAUGUUUUGGUGUUUCUAAGUUAUAUUGCAUUUAUACAUCCAGAAACGGCUAAGAAGUUUUCAUUAGAAAAUUUACAAUUAGCAACAGUUAUACCCAAAUUAUGGCUUAAGGAGAUUUCACAGAAUAGUAAUGCUAUUUCUGAGAGAAGAGGAGAUAAUCAUUUCAACAUGCAAGAAAAUAGUGGGCUUCCUACGACUAGUAAAGUGAAGCCAAGACAUGCUGUGGUCCAUAUCAUAUAUUCUGAUGCAGUAGCAAAAGGCCAUGUAAUGCUUCCUCAAUCUCUUCGUCAUUUCAUAGGAUCUGGUUUGCAUUCAUGGGUUUUCAUUAAAAAGCACUUCCGAAGUCCAAAGAAAGACAUUUUUUCAAUGACAGUUUCUCCUCUUCGAUUUAAUUUGGUUGGAAAUGGUAAGGUUAAUGAUGAUAAAAGAAAUACUAUUGAGAGCCACACAAUUCUCAAGCAGGAGGGGAUGGCAACUGAUGGAGAUACUUCCACUGGAGGUAUCUUAGACUUGUCACUUCAAGAAUCCUCAUUCUCUCCUUUGACCUAUGAAACUCUUCUAAAUGAGGAUUCUAGCAAUGUUGGUAUUGGUAUAAAAUUGGAGAAUAAGUUACUUGUAAAGUUAUGGAUGAUUGGACAAAUUGGGGCCAUUGCAUCUCAAAAUAGUCAGAUGAAAGUUAACUCUGUUGUUUUAACAAAUGAAACAUUGCUUCACAUUGAAAUAAUAGAUCAUAAAUUUGGUAAAAAGAAAGAGGAGCUAUCUAUGCAGGGUACUAAUGAGAGGGAAAAUGUUGGGAACCGCAAGAUUGAGAUUUUUUAUCUACUCAGAAUCAAUUAUAUUGACUCAUCAAAAUGUGAUGUAGAUGCUAGCUUUGAGUUUGACAUCACUGCUGGCAGCAAAAACAGCGACAAUUUGCAUGAUUUGGAAUUGGCGCUUGGAAUAUUGGAAGUUGGGGAACCUCUAUCCUUUGAUUCUAUUUCAGAGAGUGUUUUCAAAAGAAACUUCCAUCUAACUGCAUCUUCCUUAAGUUGGUUGAAGGCAUCCAUUUCUGAUGUCACUGAUAGAUUGCUCAUCCUUCUAUCUCCAGAGUCUAUGAAUUUGAUUUCUGCUUAUGAUAUUCCAUCUCCUGGGCACAUACUUAUUUAUGGACCUCCUGGGUCUGGGAAAACUACAUUAGCCAGGGCUGUUGCUAGGCAUUUUGAAGAGCACGAAGAAAUCUUAGCUCACAUAAUUUUCAUAAGCUGUUCAAAACUUGCUCUUGAAAAGAGUCUGACUGUGCGACAAGCAAUUUCUGAAUAUAUAUCUGAAGCUCUAUCCUGUUCACCAUCUAUUGUCAUUUUUGACGAUCUAGACAAUAUCAUUUCAUUUUCUUCGGGCGAGGGAUCUCAACCAUCCAGUUCAGCUACUGCUUUGGUUAACUAUGUUAUUGAUAUUGUAGAUGAAUAUGGGAAUAGGAGCCGAAGUUCUUGUGGAUACGGUCCUGUUGCUUUUGUUGCUUCUGUGCAGUCUCUCCAGAAUAUUCCCCCAUCUUUGAGUUCUUCAGGGAGGUUUGACUUCCAUGUUCAACUAGUUUCUCCUGCUGUCUCUGAACGUGGGCAAAUAUUAAAGCAUGAAAUUGAAAAACGUGCUUUACUGUGUCCUGAUGAUAUAGUCUCUGAAAUUGCUUCAAAAUGUGAUGGAUAUGAUGCCUAUGACUUGGAAAUUUUGGUUGAUAGGGCUGUACAUGCUGCUGUCGGUCGUUUUUUGCCUUCUAGGGUUGAUAAAGAUACAGAACUUGUUCUGCAGAAAGAAGACUUCUCGCAGGCAAUGCAUGAGUUUGUUCCAAUUGCAAUGCGUGGUCUAACAAAAGCUGCUUCUGAAGGCGGACACAGUGGUUGGGAUGAUGUUGGUGGACUUGCAGAUAUCCGAAAUGCUAUUCAGGAGAUGAUUGAAUUACCUUCAAAGUUUCCUGGGAUAUUUUCUCAAUCACCAUUAAGAUUGAGAUCAAAUGUCCUCUUGUAUGGGCCUCCUGGUUGUGGAAAAACUCACAUUGUCGGUGCUGCAGCAGCAGCUUGCUCCUUGAGGUUCAUAUCUGUCAAGGGACCUGAGUUGCUGAAUAAGUACAUUGGUGCUUCUGAGCAAGCUGUCCGCGAUCUGUUCUCCAAGGCAGCUGCUGCUUCUCCUUGUCUUCUAUUUUUUGAUGAAUUUGACUCUAUUGCACCAAAGAGGGGGCAUGAUAAUACUGGAGUGACAGAUCGUGUUGUUAAUCAGUUGCUAACUGAAUUGGAUGGCGUGGAAGCAUUGACAGGGGUGUUUGUGUUUGCUGCUACUAGUCGGCCAGAUCUACUUGAUGCUGCACUUUUGCGACCUGGAAGGCUUGAUCGACUUCUUUACUGUGAUUUUCCAUCCUGGCAUGAGCGAUUGGAUAUUCUUAAGGUUCUGUCUAAGAAGCUUCCUUUGGCAAAGAAUAUUGAUCUGGAAACGGUAGCAUCAAUGACCGAAGGCUUUAGUGGUGCAGAUCUUCAAGCACUCCUGUCAGAUGCUCAGCUUGCAUCAGUUCAUGAGCUUCUGGAUAGUGAAAACAGUGACAAGCCUGGGAAAACACCUGUUAUCAGUAAUCAGCUUCUGAUGUCUGUUGCUUCAAAGGCUCGACCUUCCGUAUCAGAAGACGAGAAAUGCAGGCUAUCCAGGAUUUAUAAUCGGUUCCUGGAGUUGAAGAAAUCUGUUUCUGCACAGACGAGGGAUGCAAAGGGCAAAAAGGCAACCCUAGCUUGAUAACACCAGCGGUGAACUCAAAAACAAUCAAAAUUUUCUGGAAGCUCGAUCUUUGGAGAAAGUGUUUAUAUCAUGUUCCAGCAGGAAGGAUUGUGGCAACAAAGUGGCCUUGCUGAUGAGAAACAGAACCAGCGCGCACACCACAAAAAAAAAUCCAUGCCUUGGAUUCAUCGACUUCGGAAGAUAAACGAAUGGAUGAUUGCGUUCCAUAACUAUUUGAUAGAGUGACGCAGGUUACAUAGGUGAUUUGAGGUUUUGUUUUUAGUUUUCUAUCUUUUUUUUUUUUUAAUUUAUUUGGGAAUAGUAUACUUAGCCGAUCCCAUUUAGUAGGAUAAAAGUUGAUUGUUAUUGGCUGAUGUUGUAUUCGGGAAUACUCUGCUCUCCCGUAAGAUAUGUCUACACUAUAUCCGUGUAAGAUCCAUGGCAUAGGGGAAUAUGCAUGGAAGAGUAGAAUUGUUACUAUGGAACUAUUUUAGUUAAAUACGAGGGGAAAUGGAAACGUAAGGGCAACAUUUUGUCAACUUGGACGAUAAGAAUAUCAUUGGACUGGUGAGAGUGAAGUCUACAUACAAAAA